This is a messenger RNA of Triplophysa dalaica, 2501 nucleotides long. RefSeq names its product protocadherin beta-16-like. The record is from RefSeq and is a predicted model, not a curated record. The transcript has a single exon. Bases 96 to 2501 code for a protein of 801 amino acids. Gene Ontology annotation, molecular function: calcium ion binding. Lineage: Eukaryota; Metazoa; Chordata; Actinopteri; Cypriniformes; Nemacheilidae. Gene Ontology annotation, cellular component: plasma membrane. Gene Ontology annotation, biological process: homophilic cell-cell adhesion.
UCGGUUUUUUUUUCAUUUAGUCGAUCUUUGUAAUUAGUUAAUCUUUUUGACAUCAAAUCUAAGGAUUAAACUGCUUUUUACAACCAUCUCUUGAAAUGUCGGACAGAACAAUGGCGCGGCAAGUACUGCUGUUUAUUUGGUUUCUUUCUCUCAGUUCAGCUCUCGGGCAGGUCAGUUACUCUAUUCCUGAAGAAAUGGCGAAAGGCUCUUUAGUCGGUAACAUAGCGCAGGAUUUGGGAUUAGAUUUAAAGAGACUGAAAUCUGGUAAAGCUAGUAUUUAUACAGGAGACAGCGCUGAAUACAUCGAGCUGAAUAAAGACAGAGGAGUCCUCCUUAUCAAAGACAGAAUAGACCGAGAGGCGCUAUGUGGACUGACAACGCCUUGCGCAUUACAUUUACAGAUUACUUUGGAAAAUCCUAUGGAAUUUUAUAGUGUUACAAUUGAAAUUGAAGACGUAAAUGACAAUGCUCCAGUUUUUACAGUUAAGGAAAUGAAAUUUGAUAUCAGUGAAUCGUCUUUGGCAGGAGCUAAAUUUGUUUUAGAAAGAGCUGUAGAUGAUGAUGUUGGUAUCAACGGCGUGCAGAGUUAUUCAUUACACCCCGCUGAUAAUUUUGUCUUAAAUACACAAGAUUUGCCGGAUGGUUCUAAAAAUGUUGAAUUAAUUCUACAAAAGCCCCUCGAUCGAGAAAAACAGGAGCACAUUUCGCUUUUACUUACUGCUGUGGAUGGAGGAGACCCAUCGAUGUCUGGCACAAUGCCGAUUGUUAUCACUGUUGAGGACGCAAAUGAUAACGCGCCAGUUUGCUUCCUACCGGUAUAUAAAACAAGUAUUGCAGAAAAUUCGCCAAAAGGCAUGAUUUUAACUACAGUUAAAGCGUCUGAUGCUGACCAAGGACAAAAUGGUAAAAUUGAAUAUUACAUAUUAAAGUCAUCUGGCGUCGCCUCUAAUCUAUUUGAAAUUGACAAAAAUGAGGGAGUGUUAAGGUUAUCUGGCGACACUGACUACGAGCGAGUUAAGCAUUAUCAGAUUGAUGUUCAAGCGAGAGACCCUGGGCGACACUCUGACACUUGCAAAGUGAUUGUUGAUGUAAUCGAUGUAAAUGACAACAAACCGGUGAUUAAUAUUAUGUCAAAACCAAGCGCUCUUUCAGAAGACUUAAAAGUUGGUACCGUAGUGACAAUGCUGAAUGCGCUAGACUUAGACUCUGGCGAGAAUGGAAAGGUCCAGUGCUCUAUUAAUGACAAUGUACCUUUUACAUUGAAGCCUACAGCUAAUAAUUUCUUUAGUUUAGUAACGGAUGGUGAUUUAGAUCGAGAGAGAGAGGCUGAAUUUAACAUAAUUGUAACGUGCGUUGAUGAGGGCGUGCCCUCUCUGUCCAGCAGCGUCACUCUCUCCUUGCAAAUAUCAGAUGUGAAUGAUAACGCACCUGUUUUUGAGAAAAACUCUUAUGAGGUCUCUUGUCAAGAAAACAACACACCUGGUCUUUAUAUUUUUACAGUCAGAGCCAGAGACGCAGAUUUUAAUCAGAAUGCUCGCGUGUCUUACAUACUGGAGGACUCCUCUGUUAACGGAGUCCCCGUCUCCUCGUUAGUGUCCAUCAGUGCUGAUAGUGGGGUCAUACACGCAGUGCGAUCUCUUGAUUACGAGCAUAUUAAAGAUUUCCAAUUCCGCGUAAAAGCGCAAGAUGGAGGCUCACCUCCACUCAGCAGCAACGUGAGUGUAAGAAUAAUUAUUCUGGAUCAGAAUGACAACGCGCCUCAGGUUUUGUAUCCGGUCCAGUCUGGUGGUUCUGUUGUUUCUGAAAUAGUGCCUCGUUCGGCAGAUGUGGGUUAUCUGGUCACUAAAGUGGUCGCUGUUGAUGUGGACUCUGGACAGAAUGCCUGGCUCUCAUAUAAACUGCAGAAAGCCACAGACAGGGCGCUGUUUGAAGUGGGCUUACAGAAUGGAGAAAUAAGAACUGUGCGUCAGGUGACAGAUAAAGAUGCUGUGAAACAAAGACUCACUGUUGUAGUGGAGGACAACGGACAGCCCUCUCGUUCAGCUACAGUCAAUGUUAACGUGGCGCUGGCGGACAGCUUCACUGAAGUGCUCUCGGAGUUCACUGACUUUACGCACGACAAGGAAUACAACGACAACCUGACUUUUUAUCUAGUCUUGGCUCUGGCCGUGGUUUCGUUUCUCUUUAUCGUGUCUAUCAUCGCCAUACUGUCAGUCAAAUGCUACAGAUGGAGACGCGAGCGGAUGUUUUACAAAUCUGGAGCGAAUCUUCCAGUUAUUCCGUAUUAUCCGCCCCUUUACGCAGACGUAGGGGGCACAGGAACAUUACAGCACGUGUACAAUUAUGAUGUUUGCAGAACCACUGACUCCAGAAAGAGUGAUUUGAAAUUUGUCAGACCUUACAGUGAGAGCAUCAUUAGUCUAGACACCAGCGGAACACAGACACUCACGAAUGCGCAGAGAGAGAAACUGGUUGAGGAUCUUGAUGAUCAGGUAAGAUGA